GUUUUAAAGCUUUAUUUUAUUAUCCCAUGUCCAAAAUAUAUAUAUUUUUUUCUUUCACAGCAAUCGUCAACGGAGGAGAGGUGUUCCGGCCCUGCUCCGAUAGCGGGAGAGGAGGAAUUCGGGGGUGGACACCAGUAGGCGUCUAUUCCUCCUGUUGCCUCAAGAGGUCGUCAGCAACCACCCACAAGGCGCCGGGGAGCACGCGGCGGUCGGGGACGUGGUUCAAGGGCCUCUGCCAGAAGGAUGAGGAGGAAUUAUCCGGAUUCUAUAUUGACAAUAAACUCCUCAUCCAUCUGGUGGAGGAACGCGUCCCACUCUGGGACCAUACCGACCGUCGCCAUGCAGACUCACCUGACCCGGAGUCUGUGGAUGGAGAUUUGUUGCAAAAUAGUUCCGGAUUGGGACGACCUCAGUGAAGGCCAACAGGAAGAUUGCAAGACGUCAGUCAUGGUGCGAUGGCGCUCAAUAAGGGACCGCUAUAAGAAAGAUUAUAACGAGGAGGUCAAUCGCCGGAGUGGGUCUGGCGGAACCCGCCGGCAGCCGUACCGCUAUGUGGCUGCCCUAGGGUUCCUACGUAGAACCCUAGAGCUGCGAAGAACAACUAGCAGUACUCGGGCGCCAGUACCUCCUUGUGAAAGUGAUCAAGAGGCGGUCCCUGCUGAGAUGCCCCCCGCGGAUACCUCUCCACCUCGUCCAGCACCUGGUCAGGAUCCAAAUCGUCCUCUACUGGUGCCCUCUGGUGACGCAACAAUGGCCGUUAUGGCGCCACUUUUUGAGGCGUUGAUGCGUCGCCAGAGGGCCGGUAGAAGCCGCCAAGCUGAUUAUGAAGACCUCACAAGGCUCUUGUAUAAGACCUUGUGUGGUUACAGCAAUAGGAUUGUAGCCAUGGAGGCCGAGCUGAGAAGUCUGCGGGAGUGUUUGGCACAGUUUUCUCAGCCGGGCCCGCUACAAACCUAUUGACCAUCAGUUAAUCAGCUGGUGGCGGACUUCACGCCCGACCAGGUGUUGAAGUUCAGACGUAGGGUGGAGGAUGCGGUGUGGGAUUUGAGACACCGCACAACUUCCGUUCCCCAACCACCAACCUAUCCCACGUCGCAUUCCUAUCCCCCACCACAACAUCCUCACCACUUCCAAACUCCUCACCCCUUCCAACCUCUUCACCCCUUCCAACCUCCUCACCCCUUCCAACCUCCUCACCCCUUCCAACCUCUGCAAACUCCAACACAUCCACCUCAACCCUCUCCCCAUUCUCCAACCCCAGAGCCUUUUCACCACUGUUCUCUCUCUCCUCCUAACUAUUUUCAACCAACAACUUUUAACAAUCCUUCUUUGCUGGCUCGGGCACCUCCUUCACCCAAUCCCCCAUCCCGGUUGCAUACUCCCGCUGUCUCUCCUCCCA
Messenger RNA from Bufo gargarizans (Asiatic toad), 1399 nucleotides. RefSeq lists its product as uncharacterized. NCBI's taxonomy places the organism in Eukaryota, Metazoa, Chordata, Amphibia, Anura, Bufonidae. The coding region runs from base 244 to 960 and encodes 238 amino acids. The transcript has 5 exons. The record is from RefSeq and is a predicted model, not a curated record.